CCACCCGAUACCAUGUCGACGCUAUUUGAUACCUCUCAGUCGCAAGACAUAGACGAAUGGUUACGCCAAGCUUCUCUUCCAAACGCAGUCACACAAUAUCCUUUAUCUCUUUCUCAGGCUCCUCCCGUCCACUCAGAUAUUGUCAUGACGCAAUUUACGCAGUUUGCCCCGACGUCUGAUUGGGAAAAAACCCCUACGCCUCAGCUUACCCAAUCAUUGCCACAUUAUCGCACAAUGGCAUCAACUUGCUGUAAUGGGUUAUGCCAGUGUUCCCAGGGUUCCUGCAGCUGUCCGGCUGAGUGUUGCGGAUGCUGUCAAGGGUGCCAGUGCGAACAACCCUGUCAAGACAGGGGAUAUCGUACGACAUUCACCGUUUCAGGCGAAAGGAAGUCGUGUUGUUCACCAAGGGAGCAUCAUUCUGAUUCGAACUCCCCUGGAAGACAUCUUCGUCCUAAUGAUGGCAUGACAGCGGGUGGAUAUACUUUGAACGUUGCAAUCCCUUCCAGGUCAUAUACGUCAGGUGGCCAUGAUCUCCUGUCAGUCCCCGAUAUGCAAAGUCGUUCUUCGUCGUCGUCGUCCGGUUCUAGUCACAGAUCGAGCGCCCAGAUGGCCGGUCACUCCUUUAUCUCUCCAACCCAUACCAGGCCUAAUAUGGUGAAAACCUUUUCACAGUCAUCCCCGUUACCGGUGGCUGCCCUGUCCGGUCCCAAUACCCGUCCGACCUUCAUGGGUUCGUAUCGCUCUGCACAAUCAUCUGCAAGCGUCUCUCCACAGCCAACCAGUCCCAUGAGCGGGGUAUCUUGUGGAGAUUCUGCGGGUUAUGCUAGUAGCAGUGCUGGGUCGGAUGGAUCACAUGGUGACCCUCAGUUUGAUGCCUAUGCUCAUUACAAUCCGUCUUUGGAUGCAAUGCACCUGAGGGGCAAUUGAGUCGGCUACUUCGAGCGCUUGGCGUUAUAUCGCUUCGCCUAUUCAAACACUGCCAGCGCGGCGCCUCGAGCACUUUUUUUGUUUACUUCUCAUACUUUUUUUUUAUUGACCGUUUAUUGGUGUAUAAUGGACAAGAUGUCAGAUUGAGAUAGAUAGUUUUAGUUUGAAGUAUUGCAUCCUUGUUCAUCUCUUUUUUGAUUAUCUUGAUUACUAUUAUAUAUAGUCGAUGUGUACGUUGUUCGAGGUAUAUUUACAGUCAUGAACUUACUGAUGUGACGUU
Serpula lacrymans var. lacrymans S7.9 is the source of this 1207-nucleotide messenger RNA. RefSeq lists its product as uncharacterized. The transcript has a single exon. The record is from RefSeq and is a predicted model, not a curated record. Lineage: Eukaryota; Fungi; Basidiomycota; Agaricomycetes; Boletales; Serpulaceae. The coding region runs from base 13 to 927 and encodes 304 amino acids.